Messenger RNA from Necator americanus (New World hookworm), 1401 nucleotides. RefSeq lists its product as uncharacterized. The coding region runs from base 1 to 1401 and encodes 466 amino acids. NCBI's taxonomy places the organism in Eukaryota, Metazoa, Nematoda, Chromadorea, Rhabditida, Ancylostomatidae. The transcript has 10 exons. The record is from RefSeq and is a predicted model, not a curated record. Gene Ontology annotation, cellular component: CAF-1 complex; nucleus. Gene Ontology annotation, biological process: nucleosome assembly.
AUGAUCGAAGUCGAUGUUUGUACGAAAGAAAAUGACGCCGUUGAGAUGAGCGCUGAUGGACGUCAUGGUUUGAAACGAACUCGUUCUCCUUCUGAUACAGAUCCUAUCAAGAAAUCAAAGGUUGAAGAAGACGAUGUCACGAUUUUGGAUGACAACGAGUCCAGUCCGAAGAGCUCAGGACGUGUCACGCCUUCACUCGCAACUUCUGCUAUUGGUACGGUAACAUCCUCUAAGAAAGGAACACCAAAAAUGACGAAAGAGGAAAGAGAAGCAGAAAAGGCACGAAAAGCGCUGCAGAAGAAACUGAAAGAGGAGGAAAGAGAGCGGGCAAAGGCUGAAAAGGAAAAAAUAGCUGAAGAAAAACGUCUGGAAAAAGAAAAAAAGGAGAGAGAAAGAGAGGAGAAACGAAAGGAGGAAGAGCGAAGAAAAGAAGAAAAGCGAAGGGAGGAGGAAGAGAGAAAAGAGCGCAAACGCAAAGAGGAGGAAGAAAAACAAAAGAAGAAAGAGGAAUUGGCCCAAAAGAAGCGUGAAGAAGAGGAGAAGAAGGAGGCGAAACGCAGGGAAGAGGAGGAGCGUCGUGAAGCAAAACGACGAGAGGAAGAGGCGAUUGAAGAGAAAAAACGUCGCGAAUCAGCGAACUUCAUGAAAUUUUUCAACAAAGUCGAGAAAAAGAAACCGGAUGUGGUUGCGAAGGCUGAUGAAGAACUUUGGUACAAGCCAUUUGAGAUCAAAGAUGGAAUGACGCUUGCUCCCAUACAGAGGCGACCAAUUCUUAAGCUGGAAGAAGACAUUCUUAAACAACAUCCAGAGGUCUCGCAAACAUCCUACCUGUCAUCAUUAUCAAUUAACCCGAAAAAACUUAUUGGAGCUGCUGUAAAUCCUAUGCGUGCGAAACUGUACCAGUUUCACGAUAACUAUCGUCCACCAUAUUAUGGUACUUGGCGCAGUCACAGCAAAGUCAUCACGGGUCGACGUCCGUUCUCUGCCACAGAAAAGAAUAUCGAUUAUGAAGUGGACUCGGAUGCCGAAUGGGAAGAAGAACCAUCUGACGCCGAGGAGUGCAAGUCAGAUGAAGAGGACGACACAGGCGGUGACUCGGACGUCGACUCGGAUCACGAGGCAUUCUUCGUGGAACCCGGCUACCUCUCUGACGGUGAGGGCGACGAGGCAGAGGAGGAGGACGUCGAGUGCAACGCAGAGACCGGCGCCCAACACGACGACUCGCGAGACGCAGAGGAACGACGCGAAAGGCUGGCUGCGCGUGCUCGCGAAUGGAAGAGUCGCGUGUUGGGCCGCAAGCAGCCGACCGUACUGGUGCCGCGCUGCGUGGGCCCGACCUACUGCGCCGCCGCCACCGCCGCAUCGCAACCGCUCGCCGCACUCACCGUCGUGCUGUUCUGA